Molecule: messenger RNA, 1386 nt
Organism: Onychostoma macrolepis
Lineage: Eukaryota; Metazoa; Chordata; Actinopteri; Cypriniformes; Cyprinidae
Exons: 3
Coding region: 137-1162 (341 amino acids)
Source: RefSeq, a predicted model, not a curated record
CUUUACCCUACUUGGCAAAACGCUUCUCACUUUCCAAAAAAGAUAAGAACACACCCACAUUCCCGAAAGAGUUAAAAAAAUCUGAGGUGUUCAACAGAAGCGCAGAAGAGACACUCUCAUUACUCAAGGUUAAGGCAUGAUGAAAAACAUUAUCCCCAGAAGCAAAACUAAAGGUGUUGACAUCUGUGCAGGGAAAAAGUACACGUAUAUAAUUCGCUCUGAUCUUGGCUGUUAUAUGCAAACAAGUGAUUUAAACAAAUGUUCAGACCUCACUAUUUUCGGUCUGCACCCCUCCUGCCAAAAUGGAGACCAUUAUCUUGCUGAUAUGGAUGGCUACUUUUACAUUAUUAAGGAUAAAUCAUACCGCAAAGUCACUGAUCUGUCAACAGAUGCUAACGCUGUUGUUGAAGACCUUCAUCCCGACUUCCAACGUGGAGAUCACUACUUAGGCAUCAAUCAGUUCUUUGUUAUCCUGUUUAAAAGCAGGGGAAUUUGUAAGAUAACAUCUGGCCUGGGUAACAUCUCCACUGAUAUACAACAUAAUUUGAACCCUAAAUCCAGCAACGGUCUCUAUUACUGGGGUCUGUCAGAAUGCUGCUGCUUCCUGAAGCCAUCCUUAGAGUGGGGAGUCGAAUACUGCAAAGGCGCUGACCUUGCCAAAGAUGAUGAUCUUGUGGGCUAUUCUGUUGACCCUGAUGUUGUAAACUUCCUGCCUGGCGGUCUGUCGAUAACUAGAGGUCCAGCCUUUGGCAGGUGGGAGAAUAUUAAAACUAUAACUAACAACAGUGACACACCACUGACAUGGAAGAAAAAAAUCAUUAAGAAGGUCGGUUACAACAAGGAGAAGAUGGCACAGAUGACACACAACUGGAAGAUAGCUGCGUCAGUCUCAGGAGAUAUCACAGUGUUAAUUGCGAAAUGUCAGUUCUCCUUUUCUGCAGAAUAUGGAGGUGCACAUGUGCACACUGAGAAGGAAACCUGGAAUGACGCGACCGAUAUAGAAGAAGAGCUAUCAUUUGAGCUGAAGCCAAACAAGAGUUUAUAUCUGUGGCAGUACAGACUGGGUCUUGGUGAUAAACCAGUGUUGUUCUGCCGUGAUUUAAUAAUUAGCAAAGAGCCGAACCCUCCAACUAAAGUCCCACUGCCAUUUGCAAAACCAUGAGAAAACGUCAUCAUCUCUGAAGAUAAUUGCAUGCUUUAGUUAAAGUGAAUCUUUACAUAUCUGUAAGCUUUACUUAAAAAUAAGAGAAGGCAGGAUGAUACUGUAUUGUCAGCAGAGUGUUUUUGAUUACAGUACAUACUAUAAAAUACUACACUGUUCAUUGUAGACACUUAUAAAACAUUGUCUUUAUGAUGAAAAGUAUGAAAAAAAGCUCCUUUCCUUCA